This is a messenger RNA of Salvia splendens (bonfire salvia), 1627 nucleotides long. RefSeq lists its product as uncharacterized. The coding region runs from base 158 to 1453 and encodes 431 amino acids. The transcript has 6 exons. The record is from RefSeq and is a predicted model, not a curated record. Lineage: Eukaryota; Viridiplantae; Streptophyta; Magnoliopsida; Lamiales; Lamiaceae.
CUCACUCAAUCAUCCUAGCGUACUUUUCGUGAAGGCUGGCGUAUCGGAGAACGGCCUAAGGGAGCCAUCUGACGAAUUAUUCAGUGGGGAUGAAGGUGUUUCCCAUGAAGGGGAAAGAGAGCCGGCUGCCAACUUAGGAGGAGACUGUGGGGAUUUUAUGAGUGGUAGUGACAAUGGGAGAGAGCCUCUGACUGCUGUGAAAGCAGGAACGGUUGUGAACGAGGAGAAUGCACUCGAUGUGGUUAGGGCUAUAGCGCGUGAUGUUGAUGAGGAGCACGACGAAGUAGAUAUAGCCAUCUGUUCUGCUGUGGAAGCAGUAUAUGUGCUAGGUGAUGCCGCCUUUGAGACACAAACAGAUACAAGGGGUGUUGACAUGGGUAAAUUUCCUGUUCGUGGGGAUGCAGAGAGUCAUCGUGAAGAGAGCACAUUUCCUGACAUACAACCUGCUCCAGUGAGGAAAAUGAGAUUGCCUACGGGGAGAAGAGAGGGAUCGAUGUCAACGCGCAUCAGCCCUUUAUGGACUAGAGAAAAGAGGGACUGUUACCAAUUCCUACUUGCAACUCCCUAUAUGUGGACGGAUCAUGUUGUCUACGAUGAUGAUAUGGUGGAACUUAGUAAAAGAAAAUUCAGCACGUUGAAGCCCCAUGAAGCUGUUGAUGUUGGAGUUGUGGAUGCUUGGGCAUGGUAUUUGAAUCACAUGGAAGAGGAAAAAACAACACAGAUUACCAAGAGAUUGUUUGCCACAACAUCUCCAACAACAUUCAAUGUGGUUGAAAGGAGAACUACUUGGUUAGAGUCUGAAGCUGUUCAUUCGUUCUGUGAGGAGAUGGAUGGUCAAUUCAACAUGGAUGGAAAUUUUGAUUUCACAAAAUAUGAUAUGAUAUUUUUCCCAAUCUUUUCAAAUAGACAGUACUUUUUGGUGUGCUUUUCCUUUAAGACUGGUAUUGCGGACGUGCUAGACAUUGUCGUGCCUGAGAACGGUAUUCCAGAUGCGAGCAAAUAUGCGACAGACCUGGGUCUACUUCGGAAUUUUCUUGGCUACUAUCUCGAGUCAAAAGGACUGAACGCAAUGUGUGAGGUAAUAAUGAAAGAGCAGAGAACCCGACUGCUGGACUUGCCCUGGAAGACACCCCAGGCCACUAAUGACUCGGCAGUAUUCCUGAUGAGGCACAUGGAGUCCUACAAAGGUAACCCUGACAAUUUAAAGGCUAUUGGUCUUCAUGGUGCUAGUGUGAGGAUUCUGCAGAUUUUGAGGGGGAGGUAUUGCAAGAACAUGCUCCUUGCACCGUUCAACAGUGCCAAAGAAAUGUUCUUGUCAUACAUGAGUCAUUACAUCAACGUGACGCCCACUUUCAGAACAGAUUUUGCUAGGCAAGUGAAUGGAAUGUUGAACAAGGCUCCCAGUAACGAGCAAUGCAAUCAGCCUGCCAGGAAGAGAAGCAAGAUGAAAUGAGUUUAUUUGAAGUUGAUGAUCUUUGUUUUCAAUUGUUUAUGGUAGUUUUUGGAUUUUGACGUUUAGAACUUUUGGCUUGAUAACUCGUCGUUUUGUUAAUUGAAUUACCAACAUUAGGAAGUUGUUUGAACUGAAGCAAGUUCGUAUUGAUAUUCUCUCCAUUUUGAUUCGUCC